This is a messenger RNA of Quercus robur (English oak), 1075 nucleotides long. RefSeq lists its product as uncharacterized. The transcript is spliced from 3 exons. Bases 1 to 1035 code for a protein of 344 amino acids. The record is from RefSeq and is a predicted model, not a curated record. Lineage: Eukaryota; Viridiplantae; Streptophyta; Magnoliopsida; Fagales; Fagaceae.
AUGUCUAGUGCGUCGAGUAAUCAGUCAGUUAUUCGUGACGGGGUGGAUUACGAGGAAGUAUAUCCGUCCGGUCAACGAGAACAAGGUAGUCCAGAUGAUAGUAGUCCGUCCACAUCCUCCUCGUCCUCAACAUAUGAGGAUCUGGAGGUGGUUGAUCCAGACGAGGGACCUGGUGUUGGUGAGGAUCAAGUUGUCAGAUCCGUCAUUGGUGCUGAUGGGCUUAGGAAGUUCGUCAUGCUACCAGAGUGGACGGUGAAUUUCUUCACGUCCGUCAUCAAGGAAAAGCACUUUAAGACAUUUUGGGAUAAUUAUCAAAUUCCAGAAAAUGUUACGAUCCGUCUACCCUACAAAUCAGAGAGGUGUUACUAUGACGGGGUAGAGGGAGUCGGGGUGUAUGAGCAAAUGUUGAAGGCCGGACUUAGAUUCCCAUUGAGUUCGCUUCACCUUAGACGACGGUCCCAAAUUGACCUUGAGGAGUUUGCUUUCAUUGAGAAAAUCCUCUCAAAGACCAAGCCGGAGGAAAGGACUUGGGCGAAGCUGGUAACACUAAAUACCAUUCACUGGUAUUGCGACGGACCGGAACCUACAGCGGCUGCCGUCAAGUACGAAACACAGAUAAGGAGACAGAUGGACGAUGCUAAGAGAAGAGCCUUGAUUCGGUCAAAGGCUGCAAAGAAGACUGCUGACGACACUCCCCCUGUGACGGGCCCAAGCAAUCCGUCUGCUAAGCGGAAGACUCAGCCCAAAGCGGACCGUCAGGCCAAGAAGGCCAAAGUGUCUUUAGAUCCCGUCGUGGGACUCAUGGCGGAGCCUCCGAAGACGGUCACUCCAACCAAGCACGGGGUUGGCAAGGGUUUGAUGAAAGGCCCGUCGAAGGUUGACGAGAAGCCGCCCGUCCUUCUUCGAGAGGAUUCUAAGCAUGCCUUAGAACAGAUUUCCUCCAUCAUCUCGGCGGAGGAUUAUGAAGACUUAGGCAACCACUCGACGGAGGCCAUGGGGGAGACGGGCCUGUUUGCAAUUACACAGGUAAGAUAGUCCGUCUACUACUCAAAUACAACUUAAAUCAUCUGUCGAA